Messenger RNA from Pipistrellus nathusii (Nathusius's pipistrelle), 861 nucleotides. The record is from the annotation of a GenBank genome assembly. Lineage: Eukaryota; Metazoa; Chordata; Mammalia; Chiroptera; Vespertilionidae.
AUGGCCUGGCCCGAGGGGGCGCACAGAAACAAUGCCUUCCUCGUGCUGCACGUCUUCUUACAAGGAAUGGUUUACACUGAGUACACCUGGGAGAUCCUGGGCUACUGUCAGGAGCUGGACUUCUCCUUGUGUUACCUUCUGCUGCCCCACCUGCUGCUGGCCGUGAACCUGGUGUUCUUCACCCUGAGCUGUCUCACCGACCCUGGCACCAUCACAAAAGCAAACGAAGCAUUGCUUCUUCAAGUUUAUGAGUUCGACGAAGUGAUGUUCCCAGAGAAAAGGUGGUGCUCUACUUGUGAUCUAAGGAAGCCAGCACGAUCCAAGCACUGCAGUGUGUGUAACCGGUGUGUGCACCGCUUUGACCAUCACUGUGUGUGGGUGAACAACUGCAUCGGGGCCUGGAACGCCAGGUACUUCCUCAUCUACCUCCUGACGUUGACGGCAUCAGCUGCCACCAUGGCCAUUGUGACCACCGUAUUUCUGGUCCGGUUGGUGGUAAUGUCGGACUUGGACUUGUACGUUGAUGACCUUGGACACUCCCAGGAUGUUGACACCAUCUUUCUUAUUCAGCGCCUGUUCCUGACCUUCCCGCGGAUCGUCUUCCUGCUGGGCUUCGUCUUGGUGCUGAGCUUCCUCCUGGGCGGCUUCCUGUGCUUCGCGCUGUUCCUGGCCGCCACCAACCAGACCACGAACGAGUGGUGCCGAGGGGACGGGGCCUGGUGCCAGCACUGCCCGCAGGCGGCCGGGACCCCAUCGGCAGAGCUCCGUGCUUACCGGAACAUCCACUCCCAUGGGCUUUGGAGCAACCUCAGAGAGAUCUUUCUACCCUCUACUGCACAUGGUGACAGAAAGAAGAAAUGA